Symbiodinium necroappetens is the source of this 2142-nucleotide messenger RNA. The record is from the annotation of a GenBank genome assembly. NCBI's taxonomy places the organism in Eukaryota, Dinophyceae, Suessiales, Symbiodiniaceae.
AUGCGUAAAUUGCACCGAGUACAUGAGCAUGGGAUCACAAAUGCCUCUGUCCUUGAGCGUGCGGGGCUGGACCACAGGAAACAACUCCACAUACGAUCACAGCAACAGCUUCGAUGCCUGCAACAGGAUACAGAGCGUGCCACUUUUCUCAUCGAGACCGAGCUUCAGCAGGCGACAGUCCUACACUCAGAGAUUGAACAGCUUGCACUGCUCGACACAUCGACUUGUUUAACUCCGAUCAACCGGCGCCACAUCACACCGAUGACAUGUCCAGUAUGUGGGGUGACGUUUGAUGGGGCUCCCAGCCUACACAAGCACAUUCAGGCCAAGCACCCGGAUCUCAACAAAGCAGCACGCAUUCACUUCAACCGGGCCGAACAUUCUUUGUUUGGGCUUCCCUUUUGCAGAUUUUGUCGUGUUCGCUGUGGAGAUUGGCAUGCGCUAGAGAAGCACACCACGCAGGGCAUGUGUAUGAGACUCAAACAGGGGUUUGCCGCCAACCUUUCGCUGGCGGAGAUUCUUGAUCAGGUCAGGGCGGAAGAGAAAGCCACUCCACCGACGCCCCCGGCGGAGCACAUCAUACAGACGCAGGCCACCGAACUCUGUCAACAUGUGGUAUUUCAGACUCCACUUCAUGAAGUUCCCAAGCACUUCGCAUACAUCCGAUCGUUCGCUGAUGUCUGUGCACUUUGUGGUCAACGGCUGCAACAGGCAUCCAGAGUGAAAUCACAUUGGCAACGACAACAUGCAAGAGCGUGGGACCUAGCUCAACAGGAUGCGGCAUCGACGGCGAAGAGCAUGCUUGCUGUCUUCAACACGCCAUGUCAGUUUUGUGGGAGCACAGCUAAGAAUACGAAGCAGCACGUGGACAAAUGCUCCGCAUUCUUUCAGGUUGCGGCGAUACGACAUCUCCUGCAUCAAGGCCAUCUUGUGGCGACCCUUACUGCGCAGAAGGCACCUGCCCUCAAGCCACAUGAAACACAGCCGGCCUACAAAAGCUUUGCACUGCGCAACACACCGCUGGGGAAGGCCUUCCAUGGGAAGCUGGUGGUGGGCUCAGGCGUGCAGACACCUGGAGAUGCCAAGGAGAUGAACCCAGUAAGCACGUUGACUACGGCACAUGGUCAUGUCGGUGGCCAGGUCCCAGCAUUCAUCGUGGACACUAUCGUGCUAUGCUUCGAGUCGGUGGCUCAUGGGCCUAUCAGGACGACGGUGUGGUUGCUAGGGCUCAAGAGUGACCUUGUGCUUAGUGACACUACGCUGGUUGCUCAUUGUACAGUCAUGACCGGCGCAGAGAUGGAAACGGAGACCGAGGAGAUGCAUUUCUUUACUAAGUACUGGCCAACGGCCGCGGGCGCUCCACCGAACGCAGCUCUACAGGCAGAUCCUGAGGAGGAGCCGCCACAGAAGUGGCCCAAGUUGCAGGACAAAGGGGAUGGCAAGAACAAGGACACCAGAAGCAAGGGACGCAAUCAGUGGGGGGGAAAGCGACAACAUCCUCCCAAGCAUCAACAGCCCUCGAGCUGGGGCUGGCAAGGGAAUGACCGGGCAAAUGGCGAAGUGUCGUACGAACUCAUGAUGCAGGUUCAGCGCCUGUUGUUACGACAUGAGGAUUGCCUCAGCCUGAUCCGUGCUGAGUAUGGCUUCGUCAUGUUCUUUCGCAUUGAUGUUCCUUGCUCUGUCAUUCGACCCUUGUUUGAAGCGCAGAAACUCUGGCGGCAAACAAAAGAGACUUCCCCAGAGCAGCUCACGAAGCCGAUGCGCACAACAUUGAUGGCAUGCCUCAUCAAGGAGCUCACGCAACGAAUCACCCAGUUUCAGGAGCCGGGGCAGGUGGGUACAGAUCGUGACGGACUGCCUCAUGCGAAGGUGCUUGCUACGCUAGCGGCCAUGGACGCCCUGAUCUCCAUACCGGACACUUUGCAGAGAUUCCACCCGACACGACCGUUGACGGCUGAGAUGUCGGGCACGGUGUUGCCUUUUUGCCUGAUGACGGGAAUGCGCACUAAAGAAGCUGACACAUUGAACAGCUACAUGCGCGAGCUCAGCAACAACGCAUGCACGCAGCUUCUUGCUAUGAACAUGCGACCGGAGCGUCCACAACGUAGUGCUUUGGCUCAGCUGAUUGCGCGUCAGCUUUGA